AUGAUUGAAGUACUUGUGAAUGAUAGAUUGGGAAAGAAGAUUAAAGUGAAGUGUCUUGGCGAAGAUUCGGUAGGAGAUUUUAAGAAAGUGCUUUCCAUCCAAUUGGGAACCCAACCAAAUAAGAUUGUCCUCCAGAAAGGGGGUAAUGUACUAAAAGAUCAUAUAACACUCGAAGACUACGAAAUUCACGAUAAUACAAACUUAGAGCUGUAUUACCUUUAA
Naumovozyma castellii is the source of this 222-nucleotide messenger RNA. RefSeq names its product ubiquitin-like protein HUB1 (gene HUB1). The transcript has a single exon. The record is from RefSeq and is a predicted model, not a curated record. NCBI's taxonomy places the organism in Eukaryota, Fungi, Ascomycota, Saccharomycetes, Saccharomycetales, Saccharomycetaceae. The coding region runs from base 1 to 222 and encodes 73 amino acids.